Messenger RNA from Glycine soja, 591 nucleotides. RefSeq lists its product as uncharacterized. Lineage: Eukaryota; Viridiplantae; Streptophyta; Magnoliopsida; Fabales; Fabaceae. The record is from RefSeq and is a predicted model, not a curated record. The coding region runs from base 1 to 591 and encodes 196 amino acids. The transcript has 2 exons.
AUGGGAUGCUAUGAGGAGCACAAGGUGACUUAUGCCACCUACAUGUUGAGUGGAGAAGUUGAAGAUUGGUGGAAAUUUGCUAGUCAAACGCUACCAAGUAAUAAGGGAGUCAUAUCGUGGGUUGCAUUCAAUGAGAGUCUCUUGGAUAACUACUUCCAAAGGGACUUGCACAAGCAGACAACCAGAGAAUUUUUGGAGUUGAAGCAAGGGAGCAUGAUUGUAGGAGAAUAUGCUUUAAAGUUUCAUGAGCUCAUGAAGGGUAAACAAAUUGAGCCUAAGUUUGGAGGUCCGCAAAGGAAUGACAGGAGGCACCAAGGGAAUCACAAGAAGUCGUACCAAAGGUCUAAUCAAGCCUAUGGGGGACGUUCAGGAUACAAGAACAAUAACAACAACAACAACAAAAAUGGUCUGCUUAAGUGUUUUCUAUGUGGAGGAUUUCAUUUCAAGAGGGAUUUCCCACAAUUAGCUACUAUUUGUGCCAAUUGCGGAAAGAUAGGACACUCGCUUAAGGAUUAUUGGUAUGCACCUAAGAGGGAUGGCAAUCAUGGAAGUGGAGCUAAGAACAAUUACAAGAACAACAACAGAAGGUGA